CUUCCGAAGGAAGGAAAUGGGGGGAAGAAGGAAGCUGCAACGGUCGCUCACUUCACUGCGGCGGCAGCGCUCCGGAUUCCCGAGAGAAAAAGCAAGCGCGGGACCUGAGGAGCGAGCAGAGCAGGACGACCAGACAGGUCCCGCGCCUCCCGGCCCGCGAGCGCCUCGCCUUCCCGCCAUCCGAGCCUCCCCACCCACCGGCUCCUGAGCGAGUCCUUCCUAUCGCCACGAGUGUGAGACUGUGGUGAGCGAUCGUGGGGGCAACGCGACGCGCGCGCACGCAACCGGACCAAACCAAACCGCGCGGGGGCAGGGACGGAAGGAGGGAGGGAGGCCGAGCAGGGGAGCGAUAGGCACCGGCCCGCCGAGCGCUCGCGCCGUCCGUCGGGUCCCUUCCGCCGCCAUGGCUAGGUCGUGGCUUAUAACUGGUAGGGGAAUUGCUAAGAAAAUAAGAUACGCAACUCAUUGCACUAAUCGCCAGAUAAGUGAAUUGGGUGCAGAAGCUCGGAGGGAAUGCCCAAAUUGCAAACAUGACAUUGAUAACAGCGAUGUUGCCAUAGAGUGGCCUGGGCUUCCUGCUGGUGUCAAGUUUGAUCCAUCUGAUUUAGAAUUGCUUGAACAUUUAGAAGAAAAUAUUGUCCUGGGAGGUUUGGAGCCCCAUGUGUUCAUUGACGUGUUUAUUGCAACUGUAGAGAACGAUGAAGGAAUCUGCUAUUCACAUCCUGAAAAUCUUCCUGGCAUAAAGAAAGAUGGUAGCAAUGCUCAUUUUUUCCAUAGAGUUUCAAAUGCAUAUGGUUGUGGCCAGCGCAAGCGUAGAAGGGUCAUCAGCUGUAGUGAUCACGCUGUUUUUGAUGAGCAUGUGAGAUGGCACAAGACAGGCAAAUCCAAAGCCAUAUAUGACAAUGGUGUUAAGAAAGGUUGGAAGAAGAUCAUGGUUCUGUACAAAACUUCGCAAAGAGGUGCAAAACCUGAUAGAGCUCACUGGGUGAUGCAUCAGUAUCACCUUGGAGAAGAGGAAGAAGAAAAGGAUGGGGAGCUUGUUGUUUCCAAAAUCUUUUACCAAUUGCCGACAAAGCAAAUGGAAAGUUCUGAAACAGAAACUGCUGAUGAAGAACCUGAUGCAUUUGCUUCAGGGAUUGGUCCAAAAACUCCAAAGACAAACAACCCGCCGCCACGUCGCCCUAAUAAUAGUCCAUGUGAAACUGAGCAGAAUGCUUCCAUCCUGCAGGACCAGGAUGGAGGAGAACCUACUAUACCUAUUAUUAGCCUGGAGGAUGACGCCGGGAACCCUGCAUGGUGUGCUGGAGAACAAGCUGUUGGAAAGGCAGCUCAAGCGCAUCCUUUCUUCGACGAAUCUCUGCUUUGCGGCGAGGACCCGGCUUCCUUAAACGAUGAAACAUUGCUUCCCUUGGAUUACCCCAUUCUGUCCCAAUGCAGGGAUGAUAUGCUUGACACGAACCUGAAUGCAUUUUAUGGAUUACCUGAUCUCCAGAAUGUAGACCUUGGAACACCUCCAGAUCUUCAGCUUUCUGACUUACUGUUCGGUUCUCAGGAAAGCCUUGGCAGCUGGCUGGAUCGCAUCUAGGAUGAUAAAGACCGUCUUUCUGCACAUAAUAUGGCAAUCGGUGGCAACUAUUUUGGGACUUGCGCAAUACGCAUCAGUAAUGUAUUGUGUUAAGCCAUCAAACUGUCUCUGAAAAGCAAGAACCUUUCUUCCUUUUUCCCUUUUCUUAGAAGAAAUGAAACAUCUUGACCUUGAACAGCUGGCUAUCAGAAAACUUUUGCCUUGAAAUCUGGUUGUGUGUUUUAGGCAUGGGUGGUGCAAACCUUCAUUACCCCCUUGUGUCUACAUGUAAUAUGCGUUACAAUUCGAUGCCCCUUGAAAGAUGGUUUUGACGAGCCAUGCA
Molecule: messenger RNA, 1907 nt
Organism: Phragmites australis (common reed)
Lineage: Eukaryota; Viridiplantae; Streptophyta; Magnoliopsida; Poales; Poaceae
Product: NAC domain-containing protein 73-like
Exons: 6
Coding region: 404-1585 (393 amino acids)
Biological process (GO): regulation of DNA-templated transcription
Cellular component (GO): nucleus
Molecular function (GO): transcription cis-regulatory region binding; DNA-binding transcription factor activity
Source: RefSeq, a predicted model, not a curated record